Molecule: messenger RNA, 515 nt
Organism: Haliotis rufescens (red abalone)
Lineage: Eukaryota; Metazoa; Mollusca; Gastropoda; Lepetellida; Haliotidae
Product: WSC domain-containing protein 2-like
Exons: 3
Coding region: 26-421 (131 amino acids)
Cellular component (GO): plasma membrane
Source: RefSeq, a predicted model, not a curated record
CUCUGGGUCUCGCCUCACAGUGACAAUGAACGUCUUGGUUUCAACUGCUGUAGUUUGCCUGAUUGUGCACGUCACUGCGGACCUUGGCGGUAGCAGCUUACUUGGUUACAUAAAGGUGUACAGUCCUGGUACUGGAUUCCCAAAAUACAUGGGAUGUUACCUUGAUGACGUAAACAGGAUGCUCGGUGCUGAUUGGCAUCAUGGGUACACAAUGACCCCUGGGUUGUGUUUCAAGCUGUGCUCCAGAGGUGGUCACAAGUAUGCUGGGUUGCAGGGUUACAUAUAUUGCUUCUGUGGAGAUUCCAUCAACAUAAUCAGAUAUCCAAAGAAACCGGAAAGUGACUGCAAUCGACCUUGCAAGGGAAACACAAGUGAGAUCUGUGGCGGGAGAUUGAGAAAUUCCCUUUACAGGUUGUUCUAAAAACCUAAUAAAAUCAUCAGCCGAUCAAACAUUGAGCUUUUUACAAUUCUAUGUCAAAUAUACAUAAUAUUUGAUUUGGAGUCUUGUCUCUUUA